Messenger RNA from Lingula anatina, 3087 nucleotides. RefSeq lists its product as uncharacterized. NCBI's taxonomy places the organism in Eukaryota, Metazoa, Brachiopoda, Lingulata, Lingulida, Lingulidae. Gene Ontology annotation, molecular function: mRNA binding. The record is from RefSeq and is a predicted model, not a curated record. Gene Ontology annotation, cellular component: nuclear outer membrane-endoplasmic reticulum membrane network; ribonucleoprotein complex; endoplasmic reticulum. Gene Ontology annotation, biological process: intracellular mRNA localization.
CUUAUCACGUGAUAAUAUUGUUUUCAAGAUGGUCGACGAAAUAGCUAAGCAAAGCAUUUCUCUGCCAAUCAGAUUAGCAAUGAAUUAACCGGUAUCUGAAAGGAGUGGGCGAAGCUCGUCCUCAUUGUGCAAUACCUGUAUCAUUUACAACGAUGGGAGACGAGGCGUGUGCUGCAGAAACAGACGCUGGAGGCGAGGAGGGAGAGAGGCGGAAUUCCCCUGUCAAAAUGAAACCACCAAACAAGAAGAAGUUUGAAGCAGAACUGCAGUCAAUACUGACAAGCAUACAGGAAAAGGAGGCCCAGCUAAAAACCCUCAAGGAUUCGUCUGCAUCAGAAGAUAACAUUCACUCCCGACUACGCCACACCAGAGCAGAGAAAGACGCCAGCAUUGAACGACGCAAGAAAAUAGAUCUUGACCUGAGAGCACUGAAUCAUGAGAUUUCAAAAAAGAUGGAUGCCCUGACCAAAGUCCAGGCCACACUUCAUUAUAGAACGGAGAAAAGGAUUCAUGAUGCCAUAGGGAAACUGGAGCACCAGUUGAAAACCCACAACUUUAAGCUGAGUGAAGAGAGAAAAAUUGUAGCAGAAAUUGACAGUUUACGGAGAUCAAAGAAGGUGUUAAGUCAAUAUUUGACCCAGAAGGCAGAGAUAGAAGAGAUGAGAGAUAGACAGAGAAAGAUGAGAGAAGAAAGAGAUAGCCAGUUUAAAAUAGUCACAGGUCUGAAGAGCAAGGAAGAAGAACAGAGGCGCACCUUGAGUGCAUCACGCUCCAAGACAGAGACCCUAAAGAGAGAGUUAGACCAGCUUUAUGAGCAGAAGAGGAAGAUUGUAUCAGAAUUUAAGAAGGAAGAAAAAGACUACAAUGCAGAGAGAAGUGAGAUAAGGAAGAAACACAGACAGGAGAGCUUUAAGAAACGGGAGGAGGAACGUAGAGCACAUGCUGAGGCGAAGCAGAAGGAAAUAGAGCAAUACGAGGCCACAAGAGAACCCUAUGAAAAUGAAAAACUAAUGUGUUCAGCAUUGAUCACCUAUCUGCAGCGUUUUCUCAAUCCAGAGACAAGGACAGAAACGGCAGGAGACGUGGGCGUCCAGGAAAAUCCCUCCAUUGUAGAAGAGGCAGAAGGCAUGUAUGUGUUAAGGAAAAGGUCCACUGAGGAAGACACCAUCCCUGGAGGAUGGAAGAAGCAGACUUCUAAGAGAAGCAAAAGGGACAGGAAGAGAGCUCAGAACAAGCCAAUCAGUCACACUCCUCAGACCUUGACCCAGUUUGCUGCUCUCAAUCUUAUGGCACCAGCCCACACAGACGAGAUUACAGCUUCUAUUGAACAGCUUCGUGCCAGAAAGAAAUACUACGAUCACCUUCCUGGUCCAGUCCGAGGGGAAGUUCGUACCUUGCCAGAUAUCAGCGUUCAAGAGGUUGAACACCACAGUCUUUCCUCCCUUCCUGAGAGUGCAGACAGCAAUGCAUUUAGUUACUCGCGCUCGAUUUCGCACACAGAAUCCGAGGGUUCCUAUGAGCAGCCCAUGUGUGUGACAGAUCUGGAGGAAAGUGCCGAGGAGGGUGAGAAGGAGAACGGGAAAGAGGAUCCAAUUUGUUCUUCAUUUCAAGCUUCACAGGGCACUGAGAUGCUUGUAGAAAAUGUAGUAUCAGAAUGCGUGGGUGCAAGUGGUGCAGCUCCCCUAAAUGCCACAGCCUCACAGGAAGAAGGAACACUAUCUGUUGGCAUCGAGGAACCUGAUUGCGAUUCAGGGCCACGUAGUUCGACUGAAUCUACCUCAUCCGACAGCAGCCAUUCCACUGUCACUGAACAUACAGCUGGUGACAGCCCCUCACAUGAUGCAUCACAUGACAAGUCACAUGGUACCCCAUGUGAUCCCCUUCUCAUUCCACAGCUAACCAAAUCACAAGUGUCUAGAGACAAGGAAAGACAUGUUAUUUUUAAAGACAGCAGCGAUGUCAUUGAUCCAAUAGAAGUUGAUAUGGUACAUGAAGAAUGCUGUGAGGAAGAGAGCAAAAAUGUAAACAAGACUGUAGAUGGGGCUUCAGGCAAGACAAGCCCACUGGUUACCUCUUAUUCAGGGCAUUUACCAAGAAAAAGACGAGAAAUAGAGAGUUUGCAAGAUAUUUUUGAUAAACUUGACUUUGCAGAAUUAGAUGGAGAAAACAAUCCGAGUCUUUGACCUUUAAUGAUCUAACUUAGGUCGAGGUCAUUUUUUAAAAAAGAAACAUGGUGUUGGUUGCCUUUAAAAAAGAGACAUUAAUGUUUUUUGUAUGACUUUAUUUUUCUAGGAGCCUUGGUUGUCUUCUAGUUUUAAGUUAAAAUUAGUUUUAUUGAAAAACAUCAGUGGGAGUGAAGAAAAAUUGCUAGGAAUUAUUGACGGAGAAAUUCUGAUAUAUACAAAGACGAAUGCUACACAUCCAAUGGUUUUAAAACAUAGUAUUUGCUUCUUCAUUUUCACUUACUUAUGUUUCUCUUUUUAAAAGGAUUACGAUUGAUAGUGAGUAAGGUUUGUAUUUACAAACAAAAGCUGAGACUAAUUUUUAAACUGUUCAUUUGCAACGACUUUAUUACAUUGGCAUAUCAAACUAUUUUUUUAUGAAAGUAUUAUAUUUUCCUGGUAAAUACAAUUUUACCACUUGACUUUUAUCAGAUGCACAAACCCGAGCUUUAAUGACUCUACUUUUAAAAAGAGUUUUACAGCUUUAAAGCUGCUGACUAAAAGAUUAUUUUAAAUGGGAUGAAAAUUUGUUGCGAACGUAAUUAGAAAAGGGUAAUAAUGUAGUAAUGUAGUUCUGAUUUUUUUAGACAUCCAAUUGAUUACAAGUUAUUUAAAUGAUUACCCUUGUUUACUUUUUGGUAUUGUCAUCAUUAUAUUUAUUUAUUGUUCCACGUUUUACGUCGUGUAAUGUGUGGGUGAGGUGACAUUUGGCGCAGACGUAUACGUGCGCCCUCUAUCGUCAAUGUGAUAAAGAGGCAAAUGUUCAGAGCACUAUUAUCGACAUGUACAUGAAUGGAAGUUAUACUAUUAGGUAUAAAUUUGAUUGUUUUGUUAUCAUAUUGGCCUAAUACAGAUGUAUGGAUGA